This is a messenger RNA of Acaulospora colombiana, 1649 nucleotides long. Lineage: Eukaryota; Fungi; Glomeromycota; Glomeromycetes; Diversisporales; Acaulosporaceae. The record is from the annotation of a GenBank genome assembly.
AUGCCUGGGGUUAGGCCUAAUUACGGCGUUGGUCCUUCACGAGUCCAAGGCAUCAGCAGCGGUCACCGCCGAGCCAUGGGAUCCGCAACUGCAUGUUCGAUACAGACACCUCGUCUCGCCGAGAACGAAAAGACGGGUUCCGAGGAACCUGUUGGAGGGUUUGAGAUCGUAGGAGACUCUGGAGUGUCUGCUCAACAAAUGUUCUUGGGAACGGAGAACCUGGUAUAUAUUCUAGACAAAGUAGAGGACAAUCCUAUGAAGAUCAAUAACCAUGCUGCCUGGGGCACAGUCUACGAUAUCGACGCAAACACCGCAACCCCAAUGGAGGUGGUCACAAACACCUUUUGCGCUGGAGGAGCGAUGUUGGGUACUGGUGCCUGGCUGAAUAUUGGAGGCAACCAAGCCGUUGACCCUGGAGGAGGAAAUUCCACCUCUCAAUCUGGAAACAAUACAUACCAAAACUCCGAUGGUGGAUUCUCAGCACGAACUAUCAUCCCAGGUCCCGACAAUCAAUGGGAAGAUGAUCCAACUCUGGAUUUCGUCAAUAACAGUAAUCCUACGUACGAGUUCUGGCCACCGUACGGAGGGGAGAGCCCGAUUGGCAGUCCAAUAUUGGAAAACACUCUUCCAGCUAACUUAUACCCAAUCGUUCAUCUCCUUCCCAGUAACCAACUUCUCCUCAAUAUCAACAAGGCGGCAGCUGUUCUCGACACUACCAACGACCACGAAUACCCUCUUCCUGAGGUGCCCUAUGCAGUUCGGACCUACCCCGCCAGCGCAUCAAGCGUCAUGCUCCCUCUCACCGUGGAGAAUGGUUGGAACGCUACGGUCAUGUAUUGUGGAGGAAGUGAUGUCGCCAAGGACGAUUGGCUCUCGAGUUUGGCGCUCAUCAACAUUCCAGCUUCGUCUAGUUGUAUCACGAUAUCACCUGCGACAGAGAAUACGUGGCAAGACGAUGACUCGCUUCCUCAAGGUCGAGUGAUGGGCAGUGCUAUCCUCUUGCCCGAUAGCACUGUCGUCGUGCUCAACGGGGCCAAUCAGGGUGUAGCUGGAUAUGCUGGAAAUCCAGCUCAGCAGGCGUGGUCUGCAGAUGAUGGCUUUGCGGAAGCACCCACUCUCAUGCCCAUCAUCUAUGAUCCUAAGAGACCACAAGGCGAGCGAUGGUCGGAAUCUGGUCUCAAACAGUCCACUGUACCGAGAAUGUAUCACUCUACCGCCACCCUAUUACCAGAUGGUUCCGUGCUAGUUUCCGGAAGCAACCCCCACCCCGACUACAGUCCCAAUAAGAAAUACCCCACCGAAUACCGCGUUGAACGCUUUUACCCUCUUUACUACAACAAGCGGCGCCCAGAGCCUUCUGGCGUUCCCACCCAAAUUAGCUAUGGAGGCUCUUACUUUGAGCUCCAUUUGUCUUCGGACGACUUGUUUGGCAAUAAGGGAAACGUAAAUACGGUCAAGGUCGUCUUGAUGAAGACCGGCUUUUCGACACACGCCAUCAACUUUGGAAUGAGGAUGGCAGAAUUGGAUCACACGUUUACCGAUAACGGAGACGGAAGUGUUACGCUUCAUGUCAGCCAAGCCCCUCCAAACCCUGCCAUCCUCCCACCAGUACCGGGAGCGGCCUUAAAGAGCACAAAUAUUGGUGCCGC